Messenger RNA from Pteronotus mesoamericanus, 3883 nucleotides. RefSeq names its product chromosome unknown C6orf132 homolog (gene CUNH6orf132). The transcript has 5 exons. The record is from RefSeq and is a predicted model, not a curated record. Bases 30 to 3644 code for a protein of 1204 amino acids. NCBI's taxonomy places the organism in Eukaryota, Metazoa, Chordata, Mammalia, Chiroptera, Mormoopidae.
CCCCCGGUGCCCGCGCGGCCUGCGGCAGCAUGAAAAAGAGCCAGACAGUGCAGGGCACCUUCAGCAAAAUCUUCGGCAAGAAGCAUGCCAACCCAAACACCACCUCUCUCUACGCGACCAAUCCUCCCUGGAUUUUCACCCAAGAGGCCCCGGAGGAGGGGACCAGGGACUUCGAUGGGAUUUAUUAUGGAGACAAUCGGUUUGAUGUGGUCAGCGAGUCAGGAACAGCCACGCUGAAAGCUCGGCCAAGAGUUCGGCCCCUACUGACCUUCCUUCCACUGAAUGCCCAGGAGAACCAUGGACUGGCUGUGCCUACCCCCUCUGUCCCAGAAGACUUUGCAGACAAAGAAGUGACAGGUGCCAGCUCACUAGUCAAUGGCAACCUCCGGCUAUACAGCUCUGUGGGUGACCUACGGCCUGGGCACUAUGGCCAGGACCUGCUCAUCCCCCCGCCUCCCCCAGGCCCGGCCCCAGGGCCACCCCCAGGGCCACCCCCAGACACCUCGCAACCUCGAGGGGCAUCCCCACCAUCACCACCACCUUCCAGGGCUUCCCUACCACCUGCCCUGCGGCUGGAACCCCCGCCCCCACCCAGCAUGGCCCCACCUCCACCCCCAGUCCUGGGGGCCCUGUCCCCUCCAUCCACACCCACCCCUCCUGAUUUCAUUCCCCCUGCCCCGCCCUUGGCCUUUCUAGCCCCACCCCCACCCCCUAUGCCAGCCCCAGCACCCCCAGCUCCAGUGUCUCCUCAUAUGAAGAGCACUCACCUCUUUCCCCCUGCCGGUGUCACCAAAUGGAAAUCAGAUGUAGCACUAAAUGGCAAGCAGCCAGAGGCCCCCAGAACCAGCCCCCCCAGGAGCCCUGCUGAGCCAAAGGGGAGCCCUCUGGGACCUAAAUCAGAGCCCCACCUCACCUUUCCCCGUUCGUUCAAGGUGCCUCCCCCAACCCCAGUCAGGACUUCAUCCAUCCCGGCUCAGGAAGCACAAGGGUCUCCUCCAGAGGAGGAAGGGACCACCAAGAAGGCCCCCGGUCGACUCCCUCUGCCUCCCAACUUCCACAUCCGCCCCGCAUCCCAGGUCUACCCAGAUAGGGCCCCUGAACCAGAUGGCCCCGGGGAGCGCAGUACUGCGGCACCUGCCAGCCCGAGGCUGAGCCAGUCCCAGACCCCAACAAAUGAACAAGCUGAAACUCUAUCCCCAGCCUCUCCCCUGCCCAUUCCCACAGCCCCGCCCCCUCCCCCAGCACCCCCACUCCCUCCGCCAGCACCCCCGCUGCCUCCCCCAGCACCCCCUCUUCCCUCAGCAUCCCUGCUCCCUCCCCCAACAACCUCCCUUCCCCCAGCUGCCCCUCCUUUGCCUUCUGAUGAGAAGAUGGCUCCUCCACCUGCUAGGUUUAUGAAAAGCCCCAAAUCUAGCUCCCCUGCUCCCAAACCCAAACCCAACCCCCCCAGCCCAGAGGACACAGCCUCUUCAGAGCCUGUGGACUGGCGGGACCCCACCCAGAUGGCAAAGCUUCGGAGCGAGCUGGCAGCCUACCUCUUUGGGUCCAGGAGAGAGGACCAGCAUAACAGUCACCGGCCAGGCCCAAUGGCGGCCUCUCAGGGAAAGGAGGGCAAGAAGAGCCCCAGCCUGCCGAAGAAGGAGGCUCCCCCCAGCCUGCCAGAGAAGGGGGCCCCCCCGAGUGAUCCUGAGAAGAGUCGCAGUCCAGAGAGAGAGGCUACUGCCAGCCUGCCCCUGCCCCCUGUGGACUACAUUCCCCAGGACUCUCCGACUCCCAGGGUCCAGCAGAUCCGGAAUGAGCUGGAAGCCCGGCUUUCCUUAGCAGAGAAGGAAUCCAAGCCCGGCAAAGGGUCUCUGCCCCCUAAACCUCGGCUAGAAGGGGGAAGAAUCUUUGAAAACAGAGCUGAUAAUGGCCAAUUCUCCAAACCUGUGGCCAAGAAUAUACCACCAUUUUCCACCACCCCUCUGCCAACGACACCACACCAGUCCAAGGCCACGUCUGGACCAGCUACACCACCCAACUCCACACCUGCUACAGUCACGAGUGGGCCAGCCAUGCCACCCAAGGCCACACCUGGACCAGCCGCAUCCGGACCAGCUACACCUGGGCCAGCCACACCACCCAAGGCUGGGCCUGGGCCCGCCGUACCGUCCGCAGCAACAACUCUGCCCACCACAUCAUUCCAGCAGACAGCGGAGAAGAACCUAGCCCCAGCUGAGCAGUGGAAAAAACCAGAACCUCAAGAAUUUGCGGUGCCUUCCCAGCCAGAGGCAGAAGGGCGCCCCUCAGAGGCCAGUAAGCUUCCCACACAGGGAGCCCUCUCAUCUCCAGCCCUCCCACCCAAGAUAGCCCCUGGCAGAGAAGCGACAUCUUUCUAUAGGCCUCACGUAGAGAACAGCGCCAGCCAAGAGGUUGCCGUGGUGAUGCCCACCAUGGCCAGAGGAGAGGCUGCCAGGUCAGGGGAGCCUGUGGAUGCGAAGGAGCCCCAGGGGCUGCCAGCUAAACCCCUAGCUUCAGCCCAGCUUGCUGACGAACUCCUCAGACACCCGGUGACCGGCGAGGUGGUGGAGCGGGGCUCCCCGAUGGCCCUGCUCCUUGCAGCCAGGCAGAGGGCCCAGAAGGGGCGGUCUCGAGGGGCUGGCCUGAGUCGGUCCUCCCUGCCAGGGAGUCUCCGUGGCCACAGCGACCCGCCCCAGGCAAGCUCUGACAGCAUCUUCCUCAAGGACGGCCGGCCCAACUCCUUCACUGUGGUCCCCAGGGUACCCACGGAGGCUGAGAAGGACCCCCAGCUGGCCUCCUCAGUACAGCCCACCAUUCCCCAUUCAUGGAAGGCCCAGUGGGACAGAGACCCAGAGGGCACGGAGCCAAGCCGAGGACACAAGUGGACCAAGGCGGAGCCCCCGGCCCGCGCGGCCUGGGAAAGACCAGCGUCCUCCAGCGUCCCCCAGGGCCACCUGUUGCCCAAGUCCUUCUCCUCGCCUUCUUCUCCUUCCUUCAAGGGUCAGGAGGAGAAGUUUAGCUUUGAGGUCAUCCCACCACCGCCAGAGUUCAGCAAUGACCCUGAGCCCCCAGCCCCGGCCCUCCAGUAUCUGGGCCGCGGGGGCUCCCCUCCCGGGAACAAAUUUUCAAACUUGGGGAAGCCCCUGGACGUGGGCCCCGCAGCCUCGGCGCGUUUUCUGGGGGGUGAGCGCUACUCGGGGGCCGGAGGCCUGGAGCGCUUCUCGAGGGGGAGCCGCUCGCUCAUCAAGAAGCGCCUGUAUGUCGGCGAGCCCCACCGCAGCCCCGGGCUGUCCCGCGGGGGCAGCGGCCGCAGCCUGAGCUCCCCCAACUGCUGUGGGACGCAGCCCGGGGCGCCCGGAGGCCCGGAGGUGCGGCGCGUCAACUCUGCGGGCCGAGCUCGCCCCGGCGGCCUGGGAGCGCGGAGGAUGUCGCUGGAGGGUUCGGCUCGCGUGGAGGCCAAGUUCAAAGCUCCGGGCAAAGGUCCCAUUGGUGACCGCGUUCUCCCCUCUGCUACCGCUACCGGAAGGUCUCCCCGCAGCACCCCCCACUAUAGAAGCCCCAUCAACACGUUCACCGUGAGGCCUGGGACCCGCCACCCCAUCUCCUAUGCCUACUCAGGAGCCCACCGGAAUGCCCCGUCCUGAGCCCAGGGUUCGGGCAGCUCUACUCCAAAGGCUCAGAUUGGGACCCUUGUUUUCGUGGGGGUGGAGGGACGCAGCAGGAGAUAGGCAGCCUGACUCAGACACAGAGGAGCCUUUGUUCCCCGAAGGCAGGGAGAUGGACAACGAACGAGAAGCGGUGGCUCCAGGAAGAUCAAGAGUGGACGGACCUCUGUUUCCCGGUGUGCUGCGGACUGUCUGCGGAUGGGGGUGGGAGGGGCAAA